GACCCUGUUUUGACUGCACUGCCUGAUCUCACUGCGGAGGCCGACGCUGCAAUGACCGAGGGCAUUGAAGACGCUGACCUCAUGCCCGGGGAGAGUGUGAGUUCUGCUCCCACUGCAGAUAUUUUUGAGGGGAAUGGUGUCUCCAGUCCAAAGCAAGUGCCAGCCUUCGUCAGGAACGUGCACCAGAGACUGACAGCCAGCGAGACUCUGGAAGAGAAGCUGCUGAGGGAGUUCCUGAGGGUGACUGAGGCACACCCUGAUGAUGUUGUGGUGACCCUCCUGCGCUGUGCCCCAUCAUGUGACAGAGCUGCUGCCACCAUGUGGAAGACCAUCGCCUCAUCGGCAAGGAUAAUGGAGAAGGUGCUGCCAAAGCUGCUCCGCGUGAUGGAGGACUGGCCACGGCACAGCACGUCCACCUCCGACGGGGACAACACACAUGUCUUUGGCCUGGCUGCAACCAGGGUGAUCUGGGAGAUUCUCCAGAUGCUGCAGUGCCCAGAGCCAGUGAAGAAGUAUUCCCCCCGUCUCCUCGUGGAUCUGCUCUUCCAGAUUUCCAUCCGCACAGAGCAGACACCAGAGGAAGUUGACACCUGGUGGAGGGAAUGCCAGAAGCAAUCCAACCUUCCCACAGACUCCAAGAGGUUUGCAGUGCUGACCACCAAGGCCCUGCUUUGUCAUCUGGAGUGUGAAGCUGUCGUGCUUUCAAUGGAACGGAAGCGCGGCUGGGACACACUCCUCAACUCUGACACCCACCACUAUGCAGUGGGUCUGCUGGCCAGGGAGAUGCGCCGUGCCUCAAGCCCCUUGUAUUACUGGAUUGCCCGCUGCCUGCUGAGGCUGCUCACCAGGGAGAAGCCACGCUGGGAGCUUCCUGCCAUGGCAUUCCUUGUGGAGGUCCUGGACUGCCUGAACACCACUGAAUGGAGUGACAGCUUGGUGAAGAUCUUUUCAAGGCGCCUGCAGAGCAAGCGCACAGAGAUGCGUCGCCUGGUGCUCAGAGGCCUCGUGGUGCUGAGCAAGGAUCCUGUGAUGGCUGACGGCAUGCGGACCCUGGCACCAAACCUCGCGGAUGUCCUGUGGGAUACAGACGGAGAGCUGGUCAGGAUGGCCCUCUCUGUACUCGUCAAUGAAAUCCAGGACAGAGACAUUCGAAUCUCCACCCCCACUGCCCUGCAGCUGGCGGAGAUGCUCCAGCCACUCUUUGGCAAUGACAACAUCCAUGUGCAGCUGCUCUCCAUUUCCCUCUUCCAAAAGGUGAUGGAGUUGGGAGUGGAGGAGAGUAAACUCCUGAAGACCCACGUGAUCUCCAGCCUGCUCCCACUUUUUUUCCAAUGGCAUAAUGAGAACCGGGACGUGGCAGAAGCCUCUCGGGAAGCGCUGCUUCGUGCGGCGCGGUUUCUGAAGAGGAGGGGUCUUGUGAAGGUGCUGAAGGCAGAGCAGCCUUGGAGGUUCAGUGAGUGCCUGCUGAAAAGGGACCGGAGCCGAGUGGUCCAGUACGUGCACCAGGCCCUGCCGCACCUGCGCAGCCCACAGCAGCCCCUGCGAGAGGCGGCCCUCAAGUUCAUGGGGAUGGCCGGAAGGUACCUGAAGGGACAUCAGCUCCAGCUGCAGAUCGUCAUUGAGGUUAUUGAAGGCAUGACUCACGACAGUGCUGCUGUGGAAAGUCUGGCACUUCAAACCCUGGAGAUCCUAAGAGCUGUCUAG
Molecule: messenger RNA, 1704 nt
Organism: Neopelma chrysocephalum (saffron-crested tyrant-manakin)
Lineage: Eukaryota; Metazoa; Chordata; Aves; Passeriformes; Pipridae
Product: maestro heat-like repeat-containing protein family member 6
Exons: 13
Coding region: 52-1704 (550 amino acids)
Cellular component (GO): cytoplasm
Source: RefSeq, a predicted model, not a curated record